Messenger RNA from Thelazia callipaeda (thelaziosis nematode), 933 nucleotides. The record is from the annotation of a GenBank genome assembly. NCBI's taxonomy places the organism in Eukaryota, Metazoa, Nematoda, Chromadorea, Rhabditida, Thelaziidae.
AUGGAUGUAACGGGUUUUUCUCAUCAAGUUGGUGGGCAUUUUGGUGUAUUUACAUGUGGCGGACAUGUUUGUAAACCUUUGAAUAAUAAUGAACUUGAGUUUUAUAGUCAGAUUGGCAACCGAUUUGCUCCAUUCACUCCUCAGUGUUGUGGUACAGUAAGUAUUCAGCUCCGCAAUUGCCAAGAUGGAAAUUUGGUAUUAACUACCGAUCGAUGCAUAUCAUGUCAUCAAAACGCAACAGCUAGUGAUAAGCAGCUCAUUUUUCGAUUAAAUCAAAACGGUGAAGUAGAAACAGAACAACAUUUCAAUGAGUGGGCUCAGCGGUGUCAAGCUAGAUCAGUGGAAAUAUUGUUGAAAGGUUACGCAUUGUUUUUGCUCUUAGAAAGUACGGUAUCCUGUUUUUCUCAUCCGUCUGUAGUCGAUCUAAAAAUGGGUACACGGCAGUACGGAGACGAUGCAACGGAUCAAAAACGACAGUCUCAAACUGACAAAUGUCGUGAGUCUACGAGCGCUGCCAUCGGUGUUCGACUUGUCGGGAUGCAGUUGUACAGUGAAGAAACUAACGACUACUCUUACGUGAACAAAUAUGCAGGCAGGCAAAUGAAUCCUGCAGUAUUUACUGAAAUGUUAUCCAAGUUUUUUACAUAUGCUGGGAAAACAAGAAGCUCAGAACUGCUGAAAAAAUUGAUUGUUUUAAGAAAGCUAGUAGCUGAUGCCGAUGGAUACCGAUUUUUUUCCAGUUCUUUACUAAUUGCAUUUGAUGGAAAAAAGGUUGAAGAUCCGACAAUCGACGUGCGAAUGAUCGAUUUCGCGCACUCAACAUGCCCAACCAUGAUGAAUGAAGUAAAAUACAGUGGGCCUGAUGAUGGUUAUUUGUUAGGGCUGGAUUUUCUGAUUCGUUUGCUUACUGAUUAUGUUGAAAAAUUUUCUUGA